Molecule: messenger RNA, 363 nt
Organism: Trypanosoma brucei brucei TREU927
Lineage: Eukaryota; Euglenozoa; Kinetoplastea; Trypanosomatida; Trypanosomatidae
Exons: 1
Coding region: 1-363 (120 amino acids)
Source: RefSeq, a predicted model, not a curated record
AUGAAGAAACAUUGGCUGCCCUUGUGUAUGGACUUUGUGAUUGUUCUUCCAUUUUUACCCCUCCCUUCACACACACACACACAGAGACACGCUGUGAUGAGGCGUCGCACAUGCCUAUGGGACGCCGUUCAGUUUCUUUGUUUUCUUUUCUGCUCUCAUGGAACUCUUUUCCCCCUUCUCCUUCUCCCCUCCGUUGGGGAGGACCUCCUUCCCAGACAUGACACCUCCCAUUCGCUGUGGUGCUUUGACCUUAGGUGUUGGGGAACGUGUGUGGGGAGGGGAAGGAAAGUUGCGUAUAAAAGUAACAUACACAUGCAUGUACGGUUGUUUUUGUUUUUGUUUUCUAAAUAUUGCUUUGAUUGA